AUAUCUUAUCCCGCUAAUAUAAACAAUAAUGUUGUUGAACUAAGGCAGGGUUAAAGGCUAUAUUUUUAUUAAUAUCAACUUAAUAAUAGUUUGACAAACGCAAUUAUUCAGUUACAAUUAAAAAGUUGAUGUACCCAGUUUAGUAUUUGGAAUUUAAAAGCUCAAAUUACAGUUAAAAAUGCCUCCCAGAUCGACUUUUAUUCCAAAAUCAUCUUUGAAUAUUAAACCAGUGGCUACUAGGGACAAUGGACUGAUUUUAUCAAGUGAUCGUUGGUUGGAGGAAAAGAAAGACAUUGAAGGAGCAGAAGGUUUUUGGAGAGUACAUGAUGGGAUUUACGAUUUGACGGCUUUUGUUGAAAAGCAUCCUGGUGGAGCAGAAUGGUUAAAUUUAACAAAGGGGACCGACAUAACGGAAGCAUUCGAAGUUCAUCAUUUAACAGAUCUGCCCAAAGAGAUGCUUCAAAAAUACUUCGUUAAAAAAGCCAAAACUAAACGAAACUCGCCCUACACAUUUGAAGAAGAUGGUUUUUACAAAACUUUAAGAAGAGAAAUUCAGCCAGUUCUAAAAGUUGUUCCCAAACAAUCUUACAAUAAUACUAACUUUUUUACUGAUACGUUGAUGGUAUUAACUUUUAUUUUUUCCACUUUUGCUUUGAAACAUUGGAGUUUUACGAUGGGAACAAUAGGGGGACUAUUGUUAGGAAUGCUUACGGUAGCUGCUCACAAUUAUUUACAUAUGAGGGAUAAUUUAAGGAUGUAUUACAGUCAGUUUUCAUUGUUUCAAGUCAGAGAUUGGAGAAUAAGUCAUAUUUUAAGCCAUCAUUUGUAUACCAAUACAAUUAACGAUUUGGAAAUUUCUAUGUUUGAGCCUGUUUUGCAGUAUUUGCCAAUAGAGAAGAAACCAUUACAAAAAAUGUCAUCCGUAUUAUUAGCACCACUCAUAUGGAUUACGUUUUUCCAUACUUCGCUAAUCAGAAGGUUAAUCGAUGCACCGAAGUACAAUUAUCAAAAUGUUAAACUUACGGAUUUGUCUACUUUUAUUUUACCGAUAUUUAUGUAUAUUUUUGGAGGACAAUCAUUUUCUUCCUGUUUGGUUAUGUGGAACUUUGUUAUUUUUGUUGGAUCCUUCUACCUUGGUUAUGUUGGUCUAAAUGCUGGUCAUCACCAUCCAGAAGUUUUUCAUGAUGGCGAUACACCUAGAUCCGACAAUUUCGACUGGGGCAUUGGUCAACUCGAUGCUUUAUUGGAUCGUAAUGAAAUUACGGGUUCUCAUUUUUUGGUUCUAACUAACUUUGGUGAUCACGCUCUUCACCACUUCUUCCCUACUUUGGAUCACGGAACGUUGGAGCAUCUCUAUCCGGUAUUCAAGAAAGUAUGUAAACAAUUCGAUGUUGAUUUGAGAACGGUUUCGUUAUUGGAGACAACCAAAGGAAGUUUUCAGCAAUUGAUCAGAACAACUCCCAAUCCGAGCCCCACAAAUUUGAAGAAAUUUUCAAAAGAUUAGUUAAUUUUUAUAUUUAGAAUUAAUUUGCACUAUGAUUGCCGAGGGAUAAACCGCUGGAAAAAUGUUGUACACUAGUACAAUAGUAAGUAAAUAGUACAUAAUUAUAAAUAUUACUGAAAUAGUACACAAACUGGACCAGAUACUGCAAAAUAGUUCACAUACAGUACACAAAUACUAUAGUACAGCAAGUACAGAAAUAUUACACAUAAUAUACAGAUAGAAAACAUAGCACAGAUUGCUUGUGUACCAUAGUACAGCAGCGGUUUACCUCUCGACGGUUUCAAUCUCGAUAGGCUUUCGGUUCCCUCUCGAACCGAUAAAAUAUUCUUACACAUAAAACAAUGGGCAUAUUCACACGCUCGUUGUCACUUGGUUGCCGAUUUCAUAAUACUCCAAUAAUACCGAAAUAUCUUUAAGAAUAUUUUAUCGGAACGAGAUCGGACUUGUCACACUUAGCACACAAUAGUAUAAAUACAUUUUUGAAAAAAAAAAAAACAGAAAACACACUAGAAUGGAGUGAUAAGUUGAACAAAUAAUGUAAAGGUUUUAAAAAGUAAUUGUAGAAUUUUUUAUGAAAAAUAAAGCACUGGAUCGAGUUAUUUUACUGAGGCUGCCCUACCUAUGGGGCCUCUUUAUGGCAUUUGUGACGACGAAAACAUUUUCUAACCCCUACUAUUUAUUAACACUUUUCGAAGCGAGGGUCCCCAUCUAACUUAUUUAUUUUCGGAAUUUUCGGUUCGACCUAACUACUUUAAAUAUCAAUGUUUUUAAAAUCCAAUGCAUUUCUUAUUUGGCUCAUCUUAUGCACUUCAACAUAGUGACAUAAGACUAUAUGGAUGGCUAUGCCUGUCGACUAUGAAAUCACAUAAAUUUUUUCUCGUUCAUUAAAAAAUGUCCUCUACAGUUUUAAAAUGUACCUAUAUUUUAUUAAUUUUCUCACUUAAAAUACUAUUGAUUAUACACUAUAUAAUCAUUAUUCACUACUUUUUAUCCCUACUAUUCUAAUGUGUUAAGCAUUGAUAUUAUUGUAACUAUUGCAAUUUUUACCCAUUUUAUUAGUAGGCCGUGGCUGUCAUCUAAAAGUGGAGUUAAUCAUUCAAACUAAAACGGUUGACUGCAAAAUAAUUUAAGAAAUAUUGGACUAAAACUAAGAAAAAUUGGAUUCAGAAAAUGGAAAUGUCUUUAACUCCGCCACAAGUGAAAAAUCUGCUAAAAUUGCUGACUUUAUUGCUAGAAAAGCUAUGAAAAUUGUAUAUGGCGGCGUAUGAAUCUCUCUUAAAUUGGAAACAGAAAAAACACAAAAUAGUAUUUGGAAUUUGUUAUGUUGGUGUAUUUUAGAGGCCUAUUCACAAAGAAAUCCCCGACACUAUGGACCACACAUAAUACAACUUAUUCAUAAAACUGAUUUUUAAGCGUUUCAAAUAGACAAUGGAUCAUAUGGGUCAUUCUAUAAUUCCAAAAAAGAAAUGUAAUUCACUACCAGCCAAUAUGUGUUAUAAUGGCAUUGAUAUAGAAACUAGUGCCGCUAUUGCAUCUGCUUCUGUCAACUAUUUUAGUGAAUCAUUUUUAGACAACCCUGUAAAUGUUUUUCCCCCUUAUUUGAUGUUAUUUCUCCUAACGAUGCUUUGGUAAGCCCAAGGUCUCCAAAGACGACGUAAUCGAGUCCAAGACAAAUAUGACUAUGGGUACAGAUAAUGUUCCUGCGUUUAUUGUUUGUGAUGGUUUAUUUGUUUUUGCCAAGCCGCUUAGUAUCAAUCUGAUAAUGUUUUUCUCGAGAUAUAAAAAAAUUCAAAAACUGUCCCGGUGUACCAAAAGGGCAACAUAAAUGAUAUUACAAAUUAGAGACCAAUCGCUAUUAUCUGCAGUAUUCAAAAUCACUGUUACCAAAACUCAAUUUAUCAGCGAAAUAUUGGACCGAGGUGAUCAGAUAGAUGUGAUCUACACUGACUUUACAAAGCAUUUGAUCGCCUUAGUCAUCCAAUUUUGUUAUCCAAUUUGAAUAUGUUGAAUUUACCUGACAAUGUACUAUAUCUCCUUAGUUCCUAUUAAAGUAAUCGUUCCCAUAAUAUCCUUAUUAGUGGUGUUAAAUCUAUCUUUAUAUUUUAAGUACUACAAGGUUCCAUUUUAGAUCCAUUAUGCUUUAUAAUAUUCAUUAACGAUAUUUAUAAUAAUGUAAAUGUACAAUAUUUACUCUAUGCUGAUGACCUGAAGCUUAUUUCAAAGAUUGAUAACAUCAAUGACUGUGCGUUACUGCAAUCCGUUAUGAACUAAAUUCACAAUUGGUGUAUAAAUAAUAAUCUUACGUGUAAUCCUUCAAAUUGCAACGUGUUAUGUCAUAUACGCGAAAGGUUGAUUGAUACGAUUACAAUAUAGGAGGAGUCGUCCUGCAGAGACCUGACACGAAUAAAAACCUUGGCGUUGUAUUCGAUUCAAAACUAUCAUUCGUUAAUCAUCUUGCCGUAACUGUCGCUCCAUCUUCCGGUCUAUCAAAGAUUUUAAUAAUCCAGAUACUUGCAAAUUGUUGUUCAAUACCCUUAUUAGGUCCAAGCUUGAAUAUGCCUUAGUAAUAUGGUCCCCUAAUUAUAAUUCGCAUGUCUUAACUUUAGAAAAGAUUCAGGGACGUUUUAUUAAGAGUCUUCAUUAUUAUUUUCAUGGAACCUACCCCGAGAGAAGAUAUCCACAAGAACAGCUUUUAGCAAUAUUUGGAAUGCAGAGCUUAUUUCAACGUAGAAAUAUAUAUUCAAUAAUUUUCAUUUACAAAAUAGUACACCAUUUAAUUAAAUGCCUUGCUCUGUGUGCUGAGCUUAACUUUUUUUCCUAGAAUCAAUUCUAGGCAUCUGUAUCUGUAAUGUAUGGAGGGUGGGUUACCCCACGGUACUGGCCUCAUUGGGCCCAUUGUGCAUCCUCCUGAGAAGAUAGGCACCUCCUAGCUCGUGAGCCAGUCUACAGAUUUAAUGUGGUUGACAACGUCGCCAUGAGGUGCUUCUCUUAUAUCGGCCGGUGUUAGCCGAUACUCGGCGAACACAAAUCUUCUAAUAAAUGAGAGCGUCGAGCAAUCGUAACGGAUAUGCUCGAUGGUCUCAUCUUCUUGUUUGCACCCUCUGCAGAGUGCGGAUUCUGACAGCCCCAUGAUAUGGAGAUGCUUUCGUACUUGGCAAUGACCAGUCAGAAUGCCUGUGACUAGGUGCAGAUUCUGUCUAGUCGUAGUCAAGUAUUUGUUUGCUGAAGUGUUGUCAGGAUAACUUAAGAGCUUCCUGGCAACUCUGCAGUUUCUUGUUCCAUCCCAUCUUUUCUUGAAUUUCACAAGGGAAUGUUCUUGGAUUAGGUCUGUCACUACCGAUUUUGCCAGGCCAAUAGAAAGGCCAGGUCCAAAAAGUAUUUGGUUGGCUGCUUUCUUGGCUAGUGAAUCAGCAAAACGGUUACCUUUCGAUGUGGCGUGACCUUUAUAAUCCAUCUUAAGGUGGCAUAGCUGCACAUUCAUUUUUUCCACUCCCAGAACAAAUUUACUAUGUCAGUCUCCAUUGCAUCGUAUGCUGUUUACGGUUAAUGACUUAAGUGGAUGUAUAUUUUCUUGUAUGUAAUGUUCUUUUUUCAUAUUUCAACUUUGUUUCUAAUGCGUUAUGUGUGAUUAAUCUUUUUUCCCCACUGGAGUUUUUUUUUUAAGAUUACACUCACAAUCUCGUUAUUUAUAGUUUAACUUUUUAAUGUGUUUUUCCCUAUUUGUUGUAUUAUAUACCCAUAAUGUUUAUUAAUGUAUAUUGCGCGUUCUGGAAUGGGCCUUAGCCGUCGGAUGUAUGAUUAAAUAAAUAAAAUAAAUAAGGGUGAUGGUAGAGGUACGACUUCCGUCAGAAUGGGAGAAUCGUUAAAAAGCAAAUUGGAAAUACAAUCCAAUUUGAAAAGUAUUUUAUUCAAAUUAAUUAUCUAUAUUAUAUAUAAUACAUAGUUUUUAUAUUAAACGUUCCUUUUUUUCUGCAGUGCAUUAAAACAUGAUAGUAUUUCGAAGAUAAACAAUUUUCUUUCGUCGCCUUUGGCUUGAAUUCUAAUCUAUAAUAUAAAAAUUUCCUCUAAAACGAAAGAUAUGGUAAUAAUUUAAUUUUUUACAAAUUUGAUCCAUCUUGACCAUAAUUCUCCAAAACUAUCAUUUUACAUCCAAAUAAAACGUUUUACAAGAAAAUAAAACACUACAUAAACGUUAUGUAAACAUCAACACAAAACUAAAAUAAUAUAUUACUGUCAACAAUUUAUAAUGCCCUUUCGUUUCUAGAUAAUUAAUUUGGUAAUAAUUAUAUUAAAAUAAAACCAAAAUAUACUAUGAACAUUUUUAUGUGAAAAUCUUAAUUAAAGUAUUUUUUAAAAAUUGAGAAAAAAUUUGAAAAUAAUUGUAUUAAAAUAUCAAUAACUGUGAUUUUUUAUGUAUCACUAAUAUUGCUUUAUUGAAGAACAAAAAAUUUUAUAUGGAAAUGUCAACAGUGUGUAAGAGAACAUGAACUUUUUCCUCAACUCAUCUUAGAUUGUGACUUAAUAUUGGAGCCAGACAAUUAUGUCCCUAUUCCUUCUAUAUUUAUUAUGUGGACCAAUUAGUCAUCAAGUAAUAAAUCUAGAAAACUAUACAAAACUACGAAAAAGUUUUCAACCUCAAAAAGCUAGUACUUUCUCUGGAGAAAAUAUGAAUGAUUUUCUAAAUAAAACAUCAGAUGCCAAAUACCUUGAACAAAUGGAAAGAUAUUAAGGUUUUUCUAUUUAUAUUACAAUAACUAGGUAUUUUUAAGGUUAAUGGCAAUAAUGCUAAAUAUACUAUUACCCAUAUUUUUUUUGAAAUGUGUAAAAACCAUCAGUAAUCGACAAACUCAUGCUGGAGGUGAUUUGCUAUUUUUAAACUAUCAAAAGAAGAAUUAUAAUUAAUGAAUUUACCAAAAUGUGAAGAUUCUCUACGUAGUUUAGACUAAAAGUAACUUCAGUCCUUCACAAACUUAAAAAUUCAAAGUUUUAAUACUUCUCUUUCUCUUUAGGUCUUUCAUCAAAAUCAGAUCGUGUUUAGUUUAUGUAAAGCUACGAGUUUGUCCGUGGGGCCCUCAAUCUCUUUAAACUUAAUUAUUUCUUGUGCCUCCAGUGAUACCUGAACAGUAAACUUUAAAUACUUUAUAAAUGGUAAAUUUUGUAAGAAUUUAGAAAUGUUGCUACUAGAACAACAAAAAAGAGAAGCAACUCCACAAUUUACAACUACUAUAUAUGCAAGUUAAUAACUUGUUUGGGUUUUGUUGAAAAUACUUCACUACACCAAGUUUGAAAGGUUUCACAAAGAUUAUUCAUUUAUAACUAGUUUGUUUUUGUUUUAAAUAGUUUUGAAUAUUUUGAAUCAGUAGAAUACUUUUUCUUUUAGUUGAGAAAAUUAAAGGAUGUUCUAUGGAUUCAUUCACAAAAAAAUGUUUCAUUUUAAGUAUCAGUUUGGAUUUAAUUCAGAACUGUACGUCAUUAUUACGGACAUGACUAGUAUUAUCUUUGUCUCUGUCGGUCAUGGUCUAAUGAUGAAAUAUUUUUUUGUAAGUCCACGUUCUAUAAUUUAAAAGUAAAAAAUUCAAGGAAUAAUCUUACAAUCAACGAUGGUGAAACUAUUUCAUUUUACAUUUCUUCAAUGAAAAAUUUGUGUCACAAAUCAGAAUUUUGGUUGGAAUUUCUAAAAGAAAUCUUUGUAAUCUUUUAUGUAUUUUAAAUAUUUUUCGCUUAAUUUUUCACUAUUGUCCAAAAUAUUCCUGUUAAUACAAUGGGGAAGUUUCGAAAAAGGCAGACGUCUUCUGAACUUCCGAAGGUUAGAUGCAUUACUUUAAUUAUGUUUUUUUCGUUUAAAAACCUAUGGAUUUCUCUCAGGCAAAUUUCAAUGCAAAAUUUCUGUCACAAAUCAGAAUUUUAGUUGGAAUUUCUAAAAGAAAUCUUUGUAAUCUUUUAUGUAUUUUAAAUAUUUUUCACUUAAUUUUUGACUAUUGUCCAAAAUAUUCCUGUUAAUACAAUGGGGAAAUUUUGAAAAAGGCAGACGUCUUCUGAACUUCCGAAGGUUAGAUGCAUUACUUUCAUUAUGUUUUUUUCGUUUAAAAACGUAUAGAUCUCUCUCAGGCAAAUUUCAAUGCAAAAUUUCUGUCACAAAUCAGAAUUUUGGUUGGAAUUUCUAAAAGAAAUCUUUGUAAUCUUUUAUGUAUUUUAAAUAUUUUUCACUUAAUUUUUGACUAUUGUCCAAAAUAUUCCUGUUAAUACAAUGGGGAAAUUUUGAAAAAGGCAGACGUCUUCUGAACUUCCGAAGGUUAGAUGCAUUACUUUCAUUAUGUUUUUUUCGUUUAAAAACGUAUAGAUCUCUCUCAGGCAAAUUUCAAUGCAAAAUUUCUGUCACAAAUCAGAAUUUUGGUUGGAAUUUCUAAAAGAAAUCUUUGUAAUCUUUUAUGUAUUUUAAAUAUUUUUCACUUAAUUUUUCACUAUUGUCCAAAAUAUUCCUGUUAAUACAAUGGGGAAAUUUCGAAAAAGGCAGACAUCUUCUGAACUUCCGAAGGUUAGAUACAUCAUUUUCAUUAUGUUUUUUUCUUUUAAAAACCUAUAGAUCUCUCUCAGGCAAAUUUCAGUGCAAAAUUUGUAUCACAAAUCAGAAUUUUGGUUGGAAUUUCUAAAAGAAAUCUUUGUAAUCUUUUAUGUAUUUUAAAUAUUUUUCACUUAAUUUUUGACUAUUGUCCAAAAUAUUCCUGUUAAUACAAUGGGGAAAUUUUGAAAAAGGCAGACGUCUUCUGAAUUCCCGAAGGUUAGAUGCAUCACUUCCGUUAUGUUUUUUUCGUUUAAAAACCUGUAGAUCUCUCUCAUGCAAAUUUCAAUGCAAAAUUUUUGUCACAAAUCAGAAGUUUGUUUGGAAUUUCUAAAAAAAAACCGUUUCAUCUUUUUUGUAUUUAUAAUAUUUUUCUCUUAAUUCUGUACUAUAUAUAUUCAUACAAAUAUUGUCCGAAACAUUUCUAUUGAUGCAAUGGGGAAGUUUUAAAGAAGGCAGACGUCUUGAUGCACUACUUCUUCUUCUAAACUUCCGAAGGGUAGAUGCCUCACUCUAAUAAAGAAAUAUUUUUUGUAGUUCAUGUUUUAUAAUUUAAAAGUAAGAAAUUCAAGAACUUAUUAUAUAAACAACGAUGGUAAAACUAUUUCAUUUUACAUUUCUUCAAUGCAAAAUUUGUGUCACAAAUCAGAAUUUUAGUUGAAAUUUUUAAAAGAAAUCUUUGUAAUCUUUCAUGUAUUUUAAAUAUUUUUCAUUUAAUUCUUCACUAUUGUCCGAGACAUUCCUAUUAAUACAAUGGGGAAGUUUCGAAAUAGGCAGACGUCUUGUGCACUACUUCUUCUGAACUCCCGAAGGGUAGAUGCCACACUUCCAUAAUGUUGUUUUCGUUUACAAACCUAUAGAUCACUCUCAGGCAAAUUUAAAUGCAAAAUGUAUGUUACAAUUAGAAUUUUGAUUGGAAUUUCUUAAAAAAAUCGUUGUAAUCUUUUAUGUAUUUCUAAUAUUUUUCAUUUAAUUCUUCACUAUAUAUUGUUAUGGUAAAUUUUUCAUUUUUUAAAUUAAAGUAAAUUUCACAUAUUGAAAAUUAUGCAGUAUUAUAAUAAUUUGAUUUUGAAACGGGCUUUGAAAAAUGGGAGAUGGAUUUUGAUAUAAAAAAAAAAGAGUUGUCAAUUUUGAAAUUUGGAAAAUGUCAGUAAUUUAAAAAAAAUAGGAUUGUAAAUUAAAAGGGAUAAGAAUCAUUUAAAUAAGCAAACUUGAAGAUAUUUUGUAAAGGAUUAUAAGAACUAUAAACAUGUAUAAGAAAAUAAAGAGUACAUAGAAAGAUGGUAGGCGAAUAAUGUAAGACCAGAAACCCAAGAAAAAAGGAGACAAUAGUAGCAGAGACAACAGAGACGUGUAACUUAAUAGGAAAAUAUGUUCGGUGGUCCAUUUAAAUUACAUAUAUGACCCUCUUUUUCUUUUACAUUGACCUUUACAUAUGUCUAUCUCUCUCCAAUAAAACUAACACCAUUUUCAGAGGGCGCUGGUGUUGCUGGUUUUUUGACGUCGAAAUAUCGAUUAAAACUGACAACUGACAAUGUUAUGAAUGUUGUUAUGAACAUGUGCAUUUUAUUAAAAUUAAUUUAAUUUGGGCCCGUAUAUUUCUUUGAGUCUGAUUUUGUUGUUUAAUUAAUUUUCUUUGGGGGGGAAUGUUUAUUUUUGCAUAUUUUUUUUGCAUGAAGCAAUUUCUGGAACCAAACUCGCGUUUUUGUACACAUUUCUUUCUAGAGGUAAGUAAUUUCCAAUUUAUUAAGAAAACCACUGUAUAAUGUGUGUGUUUAAUAAUAUAUUACAUAAUGACUAUAAUUAUUUUAGGUGAAUUGGAACAGAGAUCCAUUGUUACAGCUACUUGUGUUCAUUAAGUAGGUAGAUGAAUGUCUGGACAGCUUUAAUGGUAGCACAAAGUUCCUACCUAUCUACUAGAAAAGUAAAAUGUAUGCUGAAUAAAAAAUCUGUACAUGUAGUAUUGGCAAAGGACUUUUGAAAUGAUUAGAGAUUAGCUAUUUCUUACAUACACCUACCUCUAACAGCCACUCUAAAGGAAGAAAAAAACAUUGAAUCACAAAAGGGCAGAAUUUUAAAUCAGGAUGCAUUGGAAAAUAAAUUUGGGGACAUCAGGUCGGUUCUGGAUUUUAUAGAGAGAUCAAUCUCAAGAAAAGUUAAUUUAUCCUGCAGAACAACCAGUAGUUUAAGUAGGAUUUGGUAUAACUUUAUUAGAAGAUUUCCUUGAUAAUAAAUUGUAAUAUAGGUACCAAUUGUUUCAAAUCAAAAAAAAGUUAAAUUCAAAAUUAGAUUUUUCAUGGGUAAAAUGUUUUAUUCAUUCAAAAAUUGUAAGGUAAUCUAUAAUUAAGGGAAUAUGGAAAAUAGGUAUACCCUGGUGGUGUAAGAGACAGGUAAGGGGCAAUGACAAAAAAAUUACAAAAAUGUAUUCAUCUUUAAAUAGUGUUUAUUAUUAAUAUUAUUUGCUAUGUUUGAAAAGUACCUCCUGUUGCAGAACAGAUCGAAUAGAUUAGACGACUAGUUGGAGAAGGUUCACCUAGUAACCAAAUUAGGAGACUAGGAAAACUUUUACAUGACUGGGGACACAACAAGAAUGCACACCCACAAGAUACACAAACGAAAAAACAGGGGUAAGCCUUCAGCAACGUCCUGUUUAAAUGAUAGUAUGUCAUCCUUCAUUCCCUUUUAGACUCAGGCCUUAUACAUUUGUGUUGAGUGUAUGUGUGUGUUUGUUUUGUUUCCAUGGUUUCUAUUAAAAUAAACAGUCAUAACAUAUCGAUACCUUUUUGCCAGACUAACAUAAGCGACAUUUGUUCAAAUGUCAAAUGUUACAUUAGUUUUUAAAUAUAUUAUGAAUAUUUAACAACUGUUACUUUGUAAUUUGUCACAAAAUUAUAGGAGGUACUUUCUG
This is a messenger RNA of Psylliodes chrysocephalus, 10971 nucleotides long. NCBI's taxonomy places the organism in Eukaryota, Metazoa, Arthropoda, Insecta, Coleoptera, Chrysomelidae. The record is from the annotation of a GenBank genome assembly.